This is a messenger RNA of Coregonus sp. 'balchen', 17395 nucleotides long. Lineage: Eukaryota; Metazoa; Chordata; Actinopteri; Salmoniformes; Salmonidae. The record is from the annotation of a GenBank genome assembly.
GGCCCAUUCUCGGCCUUCGUCACUCACAGCUAAUGGAUGUCCUCACACAGUAUGCCUACAAUGAGAGUUUCUGGGACAAUGGGAAUGGGAGCUUCAAUGACACGGAGAGUGGGCAGAAGCACCCGUACAAUUACUACGCCAUGCUCCUCACACUGCUCAUCCUCGUCAUUGUCUUUGGCAAUGUGUUGGUGUGCAUGGCCGUGUCCAGGGAGAAGGCCCUCCAGUCCACCACCAAUUACCUGAUCGUCAGUCUGGCUGUGGCUGACCUGCUGGUGGCCACCUUGGUUAUGCCCUGGGUGGUCUAUCUGGAGGUAGGUUACCUACACACCCACGCAUGCUCUUUCAUUGGCAGAAAGGCUUGAAGCUAAAGAUACAGUGUAGUUUUUUACCCUGUGGUUGCUGGAGGUAGGCUACCUGUACAGUCAUGCACCUUUGUCAUUGGCUAAAAGGCUUAAAGGUGCAGUGUAGUUUUCUUUCCCAUGAGGUUGCACAGCAAAUUCCGUACAUAAUCAUAGCUGAAGCAAAACAAACGGACACAAACAAGAGGUUGUUUGAUUACACUUAUGCCAAUCAGGGUACCUCUUUGAUUUUGCACUUGCAUUGACUCUCCUACUCAGUCCUCCAAAUUGAAAACAAACCAUUAGGGCCACAUUGUUGAUCUGAAAAAGAAUACAUUCAAAGUGCUCCUUUAUUAAUGGUCUGGUUAUGCAACAACUUUCCCAAGGUGUCUGUCAUUGCAAUUAGCAUAAUGCAAACAGAAGCCUGAUUGUUCUGACAAGAAAUUGCACAUGAAAGAAUAAAGGCAACAGCUACCAUUGAUGGAGUAAUGUGAAUGCAAUGUGUGUCUGUUUUCAUGGUGUAUCUUCUCCACUGGUUAAAGAUAUUCAUUUUAACUAAAUGAAUAAUAAAUACUUUUAAAUAUUCAAAAUAAAAUGUACUGCAUGGCUUAAAAGUGGAUGAGAAAUAAUAGCUCUGCUGUUUAAAAAAAAAAUACAUAAACGUUAUCGCGUUUCAUGAUGCCAAUUUACCACACAAUCAAAUAUUAAAGUUUAAAUCCACCCAAAAAAUGUCCCUGUCAACAAGAAAAUAUGUAAGUAAUUAUGGUUCCAUGCAAUGCAAUCAUGGAAUUUAAUAGAUAAGAAUUAAGAUGGCAUCAGCAUUAAAUUGUGGGAAAUAGCAUUGCAUAUUAGAACUGACAGUUUAAUGAAAGUCACUCAAUAAAAAAGUUUUCACUCUAGCAAAUAGGCUGUAAUGUUGAUAAAAUGUCUACUGUAGACAGGAGGUCAGAUGAUUAAGUUUGAGCAAAGUGAGGAAAUUAAUAAAUUCAGAUCAUGAAAAUAAAUGGCACUGUACCUACAAAGCUAGCUUAGUAUGUGGAGCAUCAGCACUGCCAAUGUCAAAAUGUCAAACAUAUGUACUCAUUCCCCAGCUAUAGGCCUGUAAUUUUCAUCAUAGGUACACGUCAACUAUGACAGACAAAUUGAGAAAAAAAAUCCAGAAAAUCACAUUGUAGGAUUUUUUAUACAUUUAUUUGCAAAUUAUGGUGGAAAAUAAGUAUUUGGUCACCUACAAACAAGCAAGAUUUCUGGCUCUCACAGACCUGUAACUUCUUCUUUAAGAGGCUCCUCUGUCCUCCACUCGUUACCUGUAUUAAUUGGCACCUGUUUGAACUUGUUAUCAGUAUAAAAUACACCUGUCCACAACCUCAAACAGUCACACUCCAAACUCCACUAUGGCCAAGACCAAAGAGCUGUCAAAGGACACCAGAAACAAUAUUGUAGACCUGCACCAGGCUGGGAAGACUGAAUCUGCAAUAGGUAAGCAGCUUGGUUUGAAGAAAUCAACUGUGGGAGCAAUUAUUAGGAAAUGGAAGACAUACAAGACCACUGAUAAUCUCCCUCGAUCUGGGGCUCUACGCAAGAUCUCACCCCGUGGGGUCAAAAUGAUCACAAGAACGGUGAGCAAAAAUCCCAGAACCACACGGGGGGACCUAGUGAAUGACCUGCAGAGAGCUGGGACCAAAGUAACAAAGCCUACCAUCAGUAACACACUACGCCGCCAGGGACUCAAAUCCUGCAGUGCCAGACGUGUCCCCCUGCUUAAUCCAGUACAUGUCCAGGCCCAUCUGAAGUUUGCUAGAGUGCAUUUAGAUGAUCCAGAAGAGGAUUGGGAGAAUGUCAUAUGGUCAGAUGAAACCAAAAUAGAACUUUUUGGUAAAAACUCAACUCGUCGUGUUUGGAGGACAAAGAAUGCUGAGUUGCAUCCAAAGAACACCAUACCUACUGUGAAGCAUGGGGGUGGAAAUAUCAUGCUUUGGGGCUGUUUUUCUGCAAAGGGACCAGGACGACUGAUCCGUAUAAAGGAAAGAAUUAAUGGGGCCAUGUAUCGUGAGAUUUUGAGUGAAAACCUCCUUCCAUCAGCAAGGGCAUUGAAGAUGAAACGUGGCUGGGUCUUUCAGCAUGACAAUGAUCCCAAACACACCGCCCGGGCAACGAAGGAGUGGCUUCGUAAGAAGCAUUUCAAGGUCCUGGAGUGGCCUAGCCAGUCUCCAGAUCUCAACCCCAUAGAAAAUCUUUGGAGGGAGUUGAAAGUCUGUGUUGCCAAGCGACAGCCCCAAAACAUCACUGCUCUAGAGGAGAUCUGCAUGGAGGAAUGGGCCAAAAUACCAGCAACAGUGUGUGAAAACCUUGUGAAGACUUACAGAAAACGUUUGACCUGUGUCAUUGCCAACAAAGGGUAUAUAACAAAGUAUUGAGAAACUUUUGUUAUUGACCAAAUACUUAUUUUCCACCAUAAUUAGCAAAUAAAUUCAUAAAAAAUCCUACAAUGUGAUUUUCUGGAUUUUUUUUCCUCAUUUUGUCUGUCAUAGUUGACGUGUACCUAUGAUGAAAAUUACAGGCCUCUCUCAUCUUUUUAAGUGGGAGAACUUGCACAAUUGGUGGCUGACUAAAUACUUUUUUUCCUCACUGUAGGUUAGACAACAUCUGUGAAUUAUUAUGUAUUAUUUUGUGAUGUGACUUUUAAAACUGUCUUGUGUGAUCUAGGUGUGUGCUGUGUAAACCAUGUAAGGUUGAAUCAAUGCCCAGUGACAUUUGCGACGUAAAGCAGCGGAACGGUAGCCUUGGGCAACAACACAAUCAAGCUCAUUUCAGCAAAUCAACUGAGAGUAGGAAGUAGAACAGGUUUCGGAGAAAAAACCCCUCGCCUUACCUCGCUGUGCUAGGAUGUUAUUUUUCACUGUGGUCUUUGGCCAAUGACGUGAGAGGCCAUCCAAGACUGCAGCGAAAUAAUCCUCCUGUGUGUGUAUCAAUGAGACCGCCUGCUGAUUACCAGGGCUAUCAAAUUACACUCUAAAAUCUAUAGUCUGUCGUGUGCUCUGGAGAAAAACUGUGACUUGAUCUCUUGCUCUAGCAUCCAAGAAAACCUCAAUGAUUCGCCUGUGUUUAUAUGGUCUACUUCCAUUUGAAAAAUGUAUCAUUUAGCAGAUGCUCUUAUCCAGAGCGGUUUCCAGGAGCAAUUAGGGUUAAGUUCCUUGCUCAAGGGCACAUUGACAGAUUUUUCACCUAGUCGGCUUGGGGAUUCAAACCAGUGACCUUUUGGUUACUGGCCCAAUGCUCUAAACUGCUAGGCUACAUCUGACUAAAGGUUGAGAAAAGCCACAUACAGUAGGCUAACUCGUUACACAACCUUUCCACAGUGACCCUCAGCUCCCUUCAAACAGGCCUCUCAAUUGUAUUACAAAGGAUACCAAGUUUAAGGUCAUGUGUGGAUUAGUACACGCUUAACAAGAAGUUAAGGAUAUACCGAAUGAGCUUUGAUGGUUUGUUUUUCACAAAUCCCAUUCAGUUUGUCUUACCGACUAAUAGUAGAAUAACCAGCCUUUACAAUGCUUUGGAAAUGGCACAAAUUAAAAUCAGUCUCUCUUACACAGUAGGCUGUAGCUUGGCAACAUUACAAGGGCUUAUUGUUAGCAUGAGAAUAAGCACUGCCUUCAAUUGAAACGGGUGGGUUUUUUUUGGGGCAACGUCUUUGCGUUUGUUCGCAUGAUUCACACUCUUGAAACAUUAGAUUUCUAGCGGAGAAAAGAGAUGUUAUGUAGGAUUAUGCUUCAACACAACGAAAAUAAGCACAUUGAUCUUUUGUUAUUACAAUGUCUGUUUGGAUCAUCGUCCCUCUCCCGGGAAAACAUUGUACUUUGCUGCGAGACCAUUGCCUAUUUGUUUUCAUUUUGUUCAGGUUCAGGUUAAUUUAUCUUCCUAGUCUAACAACAAGCUGUGGUAAUGUGUUGGUCACAGUCUGCUGCAGGAGCACUGUUGCCCUUUCUUGCUAAAUGCUACAUUUGCAUUAAACAUGAAUACGUUUCACCUUCAUUCGACCAUGCCAAAUCUGGUAUAUUGAGAGCCUUUUCUUGACACAUGCUAGAUGACCUUAGGUCUUCAGAUGUUUAUUGGCUUUGAUGAGCAGCUGGGAAAGAUGCUUAACCUCUUUCCUCCCAGCCAGCCUCACAGUAUUUUAAACAGAAAUGUUGACAUUUCUGAGAAAGUGCAAUAUCUAAUGUACAAUCCCAACGCAAAAUGAGAAAAACAAAAUAUCAGGACCAAAUGAGAAAAUAUGUAUCGGGCUGCAGUCGACAUUAACAUAGCAAUUGGAUUUCUCGCUGCAUUUCAUUUACAAUGUCACCGAUGUCAGGGCAGUCCUCGACCAAAUCAAUUUUCAAUAAGCCCUUACCAUGAUGUCUAUGGGUGUUAAUAAUAGUGUUAAAUAAUCUCCAUUCCCACCAGUUAGGGAGGAGUGUUAGUAGGCUGAUGUGUGGAGCCUGGUAUAAAGAGUCUUUUAUUAGUUUUGUCAGAUCAUUCUUUAAUCACUGGCAGGGCUGCAAUCAGACAACUAGGAGCAAAGACAUAACCCUCUUCAAGCCUGAGCUUGGCAUAAUUAAUAACACAUUGCCUCAGGACAGAGAUUAAUCAGACAGGUCUCCGUGAGCCCUGCUUUGCAGCUCUGGCUGUUUAAAAAAAAAAAAAAGGUGAGAUGCAGAUAUCUCUGGGCUUGACGACUCCAAUACGAUUGAGUGAGAAACUGAGUGAGAAGCAAAGCACCACUCUCAGUAGUGAUGUAGGGGAAAGGCUUAGGAUCUGCCACGAUGGGCGGGCUUCGAAGCGCACUGUCAUGCAGGGAUGUUAGCUAGUAGCUACACCAUGGGAUCCCUGUUCAUGUGGAGAGUGGAGGUGGUUUGUGAAUAAGAAUGGGUUAAUCAGGCUCUUGGGAAGGAAGUGGAAGCAUAAACUACUCAUUAUACAUUAAAAUCUCUCUCUCUCUCUCUCUCUCUCUGUCAUGACCAAAAGUAUGUGGACACCUGCUCGUCGAACAUCUCAUUCCAUAAUCAUGGGUAUUAAUAUGGAGUUGGUCUCCCCUUUGCUGCUAUAACAGCCUCCACUCUUUGGGGAAGGCUUUCCACUAGAUGUUGGAACAUUGCUGCGGGGACAUGCUUCCAUUCAGCCAGAAGAGCAUUAGUGAGGUCGGGCACUGAUGUUGGGCGAGUAGGCCUGGCUUGCAGUCGUCGUUCCAAUUCAUCCCAAAGGUGUUCGAUGGGGUUGAGGUCAGGGCUCUGUGCAGGCCAGUCAAGUUCUUCCACACCAACCAUUUCUGUAUGGACCUCACUUUGUGCACGGGGGCAUUGUCAUGCUGAAACAGGAAAGGGCCUUUCCCAAACUGUUGCCACAAAGUUGAAAGCACCGAAUCGUCUACAAUGUCAUUGUACGCUGUAGCAUUAAGAUUUCCCUUCACUGGAACUAAGGGGCCUAGCCCGAACCAUGAAAAACAGCCCCAGACCAUUAUUCCUGCUCCACCAAACUUUACAGUUGGCAUUAUGCAUUCGGGCAGGUAGCGUUCUCAUGUCUUCCGCCAAACCCAGAUUUGUCCGUUGGACUGCCAGAUGGUGAAGCUUGAUUAAUCACUCCAGAGAACGCGUUUCCACUGCUCCAGAGUCCACUGGCGGCGAGUUUUACACCACUCCAGCUGACGCUUGGCAUUGCGCAUGGUGAUCUUAGGCUUGUGUGUGGCUAUUUGGCCAUGAAAACCCAUGUCAUGAAACUCCUGACGAGCAGUUCUUGUGCUGAUAUUGCUUGGAACUCGGUAGUGAGUGUUGCAACCGAGGACAGACAAUCUUUACGCACUACGUGCUUCAGUACUCGGCAGUCCUGUUCUGUGAGCUUGUGUGGCCUACCACUUCGCAGCUGAGCCAUUGUUACUCCUAGACGUUUCUACUUCACAAUAACAGCACAUACAGUUGACCGGGCAGCUCAAGCAGGGCAGAAAUUUGACGAACUGACUUGUUGGAAAGGUGGCAUCCUAUGACGGUGGCACAUUGAAAGUCACUAAGCUCUUCAGUAAGGCCGUUCUACAGCCAAUGUUUGUCUAUGGAGAUUGCAUGGCUGUGUGCUCCUUUUUAUACACCGUCAGCAACGGGUGUGGCUGAAAUAGCCGAAUCCACUAAUUUGAAGGGGUGUCCACCUACUUUGGGCCAUGUAGUAUGUAUGUGUGUAUAUAUAUAUAUAUAUAUAUAUAUAUAUAUAUAUAUACACUCAGUGGCCAGUUUAUUAGCUACACCACCCCGUUCACAAAAAUGGUUAGCUCCUAUAGACAGUGAGUCACGUGGCUUGCUAUAUAAAGCAAGCAGACGCGCAUCGAGGCAUUCAGUUACUGUUCGAUUGAACGUUAGAAUGGGCAAAAUUAGUGACCUAAGUGACAUUGAGCAUGGUAUGAUUGUCUGUGCCAGCUGCGCCGGUUCCAGUAUCUCAGAACGGCCUAACUUCUGGGCUUUUCACGCACAACAAUGUCUAGGGUUUACCAACAAUGGUGCAAAAAACUGAUAACAUCCAGUCAGUGGCAGUCCUAUGGGCCGAAAACAGCUCAGGUUGAUGGAGAAUGGCAAGAAUUGUGCAGGCUAACAGGCUGGCCACAGACAGGCAAAUAAUGGCGCAGUACAACAGUGGUGUGCAGAACGGCAUCUCGGAACGCACAACUCGUCGGUCCUUGUCAUAGAUGGGCUAUUGUAGCAGACGACCACACCGGGUUCCACUGCUCCAGUGGGCAUGAGAUCACCAACACUGGAUAAUUGAGGAGUGGAAAAACAUUGCCUGGUCUGACAAAUCCCGGUUCCUGUGCGUCAUGCUGAUUGCAGAGUCAGGAUUUUAUGUAAGCAGCAUGAAUCCAAGGCCCCAUCCUGCCUGAUAUCAACGGUACAUGCUGUUGGCAGUGGUAUAAUGGUGUGGGGAAUGUUUUCCUGGCACACGUUAGGUUCCUUGAUACCAAAUGAACAUUUGAACGCCACAGCGUAUCUGAAAAUCCAUGCUCCGAAGAAUUAAGGCUGUUCAAAUCAUAUCAAAAUGUAUUUGUCACGUGCUUCGUAAACAACAGGUGUAGACUAACAGUGAAAUGCUUACUUACGGGCCCUUCCCAACAAUAAUAUAUAUGUUUUUCUUAAAUAGAAAUAGUAGCAAAAAAUAAAAAGACAUAAAUAAAUAAAAAAUAACAUAAGGAAUAAAUAGAACAAUUUACCAAACAUUAGGAACACCUUCCUAAUAUUGAGUUGCACCCCCUUUUGCCCUCAGAACAGACUCAAUUCGUCGGGGAAUGAACUCUACAAGGUGUCAAAAGCAUUCCACAGGGAUGCUGGCCCAUGUUGACUCCAAUGCUUCCCACAGUUGUGUCAAGUUGGCUGGUAGUGGAUAGCUCGUUCCAUCUCAUCCCACAGAUGCUAUUGAAUUGAGAUCUGGUGACUGGGCAGGCCACUGCAAUAAGAUAAAUUCACUGUCAUGUUCGUGGAACCAUUCCUGGAUAAUCCUAGCCUUGUGGCAUGGGGCAUUAUCCUGCUGCAAAUUUUUUUAUUUGCAGAUGGAAACAUCUGCUGCCAUGAAGGGAUGCACCUGAUUGGCAGUGUUGUUCAGAUAUCCUGUGGCAUUCAAACAUUGCUCCACUUUUAUCAAGGGGCCCAAUGUGUGCCAUAAAAAACACACCCCACACCAUCACACCACCACCACCAGCCAAGACUCUUACUAGAGCUGGCCACCCGGCCAAACUGAGCAAUCGGGGUAGAAGGGCGUUGGUCAGGGAGGUGACCAAGAACCCGAUGGUGCCUCUGACAGAGCUCCAGAGUUCCUCUGUGGAGAUGGGAGAACCUUCCAGAAGGACAACCAUCUCUGCAGCACUCCACCAAUCAGGCCUUUAUGGUAGAGUGGCCAGAUGGAAGCCACACCUCAGUAAAAGGCACAUGACAGCCCACUUGGAGUUUGCCAAAAGGCACCUAAAGGACUCUCAGACCAUGAGAAACAAGAUUAUCUGGUCUAUAAUCGCUGACAAAGGUGCUUCAACAAAGUACUGAGUAAAGUCUGAAUACUUAUGUAAAUGUAAUGUUUAUUUAUUUAUUUGUAAUACAUUUGCAAAAAAUUCUAAAAACCUGUUUUUGCUUUGUCAUUAUGGGAUAUUGUGUGUAGAUUGAUGAAGGGGAAAAACCAUUUAAUCCAUUUUAGAAUAAGGCUGUAACGUAACAACAUUUGGAAAAGGUAAAAGGGUCUGAAUACUUUCCGAGUGCGCUGUAUAUAGUGUUGUCGUGGAAAUUACACACAGGGACACUCAAAGUCAAUCUUAAAUGAAUAAUUAUUUAUUAUCAGCGCGCUGGAGAGGUUCCAACCAACUCAAUGCACCAAGGACACAUGUCGAUCAGGAGCUCCACCCGGGGCAGUCCCGUUAGUUCUCUUACAUACAUACAAGUUAUAUUUGCAUGAUUUAGCUUAUUCAUCACUCAUAAUUAAUUCAUCAUUAAUGUUUGCUUCAUGUGACCGACCAAUACUGGGUCAUACAUGUGACAGACCAAUACCUCACAAGGCUUUUCACUAAGCUGCAACCUUGAAACUAAGAUAUCCCUUUCUCAAAACAAGGUUCUGGGCGUCCUGCCAAAUUGCAGAUACUGAUAGUGAGGAUUCGUUCAAUCAGUCACUUGCAAGAACACAGAAAUUGGUUAUUAGAAAAGCACAUGAAUAGAGCACAGAAAUUGGUUAUUAGAAAAGCACAAACAAUACAAUUUUCCAUCACAGUGUCUUUUGAUUGAUUCCGAUAUAAGUGACAGGGAACUUAUGGUGAAUGGAGCAGGCAUUGGAAGAUUCAUGAGAACAGCUGAAAAGAUAAGAAUAUCUAUUGAGGAACAUGUAGGGUGUGCUUUUUAAUGUCUGACUGAACUGCAACUGAAAAACAGUCUGUGCUUGAGUCAGUGCUUGAGGGGGAUAAAACAAAUUGUUCUGUUGUCUCUAAAUGUUGGAACAUCUUUCUUUCAGGUGGUGGGAGAGUGGAGGUUUAGUAAAAUCCACUGUGACAUCUUUGUCACCCUUGAUGUCAUGAUGUGCACUGCUAGCAUCCUCAAUCUCUGUGCCAUCAGCAUUGAUCGGUAAGUGUGCUCUUGAAAUUGUUGAAUCUUGGCUGGAGGCAGGUGCCAUUAUGGAUUUGCAGUGAAAAGCUUUAAGCAAAUUCAUUGGAGUCUGGACCUAAAAGGCAUAACCCAGCUGGUAGUUUCUAUUGAAUACCAAUACAAUUAUUUAUGGACUAUGCAGGACGCCACUUUUCAUUUUGAAUGAUUUUCCACUUCACUGAUUUUCGUGUCACUCAAAUGCAUGUACAGAACACCUUGGUUAUGUGAAUACUAAACUCAGAGGUCAUUUAAAUAUAUAUUGAAGUAAUUUGUAUUUUAAUACAAAAUGUCUGCACAUUCAGCAUGUGUGGAGAAAAUCUUUGAGUUGUUUAUACUGCUGAUGCUUAUUUUAGAGUAAGAGAAACAUAGAGUCAUUGGUUAUAUAGUCCUGUGAUUAACAAUUAGUCCUGGGAUAGUCCUGUGAUUAACAAUUAUUCCUGGGAUAGUCCUGUGAUCUGUGCUAUUGAAUAAAGAGUACCUUUAAAGCUAGAGUCCUUAAUUGAAACAAUAACCACUCUCAAAUUCAUAGACAGAGAUAUGGAUGCAAGGACUGUCCAUCCAUGAUAUCAAUUGUAUAGAUUAACCAUGAUUUGAAGCUAUGUAGUGUUUGUUUAUAUUUACAUUGUUUACAAACAUUGGAGUAAACAAGCUUCUAUUUUGGGUUCUGAUGGGGUACAGCAGUUGAACUAAGCUCAUGAAGCAUUUAUAAGUUAUAUUCUUCAAGAAUUAAUAGGUAUACACUACCGGUUAAAUGUUUAAGAACACCUACUCAUUCAAGGGUUCUUCUUUAUUUUUACUAUUUUCUACAUUGUAGAAUAAUAGUGAAGACAUCAAAACUAUGAAAUAACACAUAUGGAAUAAUGUAGUAAUUCAAAAAGUGUUAAACAAAUCAAAAUAUAUUUUAUAUUUGAGAUUCUUCAAAUAGCCACCCUUUGCUUUGAUGACAGCUUUGCACACUCUUGGCAUUCUCUCAACCAGCUUCAUGAGGUAGUUACCUGGAAUGCAUUUCAAUUAACAGGUGUGCCUUGUUAAAAGUUAAUUUGUGGAAUUUCUUUCCUUCUUAAUGUGUUUGAGCCAAUUAGUUGUGUUGUGACAAGGUAGGGGGGUAUACAGAAGAUAGCCCUAUUUGGUAAAAGACCAAGUCCAAAUUAUGGCAAGAACAGCUCAAAUAAGCAAAGAGAAAUGACAGUCCAUCAUUACUUUAAGACAUGAAGGUCAGUCAAUCCGGAAAAUUUCAAGAACUUUGAAAGUUUCUUCAAGUGCAGUCGCAAAACCCAUCAAGCGCUAUGAUGAAACUGGCUCUCAUGAGGACCGCCACAGGAAUGGAAGACCCAGAGUUACCUCUGCUGCAGAGGAUAAGUUCAUUAGAGUUACCUCAGAAAUUGCAGCCCAAAUAAAUGCUUCACAGAGUUCAAGUAACAGACACAUCUCAACAUCAACUGUUCAGAGGAGACUGCGUGAAUCAGGCCUUCAUGGUCGAAUGCUGCAAAGAAAUCACUGCUAAAGGACACCAAUAAUAAGAAGAGACUUGCUUGGGCCAAGAAACACGAGCAAUGGACAUUAGACCGGUGGAAAUUUGUCCUUUGGUCUGGAGUCCAAAUUGGAGAUUUUUGGUUCCAACCGCCGUGUCUUUGUGAGAUGCAAUGUGGGUGAACGGAUGAUCUCCGCAUGUAUAUUUCCUACCGUAAAGCAUGGAGGAGGACGUGUUAUGGUGUGUGUUUUUUUUGCUGGUGACACUGUCUGUGAUUAAUUUAGAAUUCAAGGCACUCUUAACCAGCAUGGCUACCACAGCAUUCUGCAGCGAUACACCAUCCCAUCUGGUUUGGGCUUAAAAGGACUAUAAUUUGUUUUUCAACAGGACAAUGACCCAAAACACACCUCCAGGCUGUGUAAGGGCUAUUUGACCAAGAAGGAGAGUGAUGGAGUGCUGCAUCAGAUGACCUGGCCUCCACAAUCCCCCGACCUCAACCAAAUUGAGAUGGUUUGGGAAAAGCAGCCAAUAAGUGCUCAGCAUAUGUGGGAACUCCUUCAAGACUGUUGGAAAAGCAUUCCAGGUGAAGCUGGUUGAGAGAAUACCAAGAGUGUGCAAAGCUAUCAUCAAGGCAAAGGGUGGCUAUUUAAGAAUAUAGUUUGAUUUGUUUAACACUUUUUGGGUUACAACAUGAUUCCAUAUGUGUUAUUUCAUAGUUUUGAUGUCUUCACUAUUAUUCUACAAUGUAGAAAAUAGUAAAAAUAAAGAAAAACCCUUGAAUGAGUAGGUGUUCUAAAACCUUUGACCGGUAGUGUAUAUAUUUAUAUCAUUAAUUUCUAAGUCCCAAAAUGUAUGUAGCAACUAAGGAUUCUAGCUUUAAGUGCUUAAGUCGCCUUGGUUCCCAACCAAAUUGCAAUGAAAUCAAUAAAGGAAGUCUGUAAAAGGAUUUCUACUUCCUAAGAUGUCAACUAACUCACUAAUAAGGUCACACAGCAGGCUAGAGGUUAAUUGAUAAGGACCCCUACCAGAGAUGUAGUGGAGGGUUACUGCAUAUAAACACAUUUAAUGCACAUUAAGGGUUAAUGCACAUUAAGCACCUUUUUAUUUCCUGAAUAGCAUUUACCUGUUACGCUAAAUUAGCAUUUUUUAGCGUUUUCUGUACGUUAGUCCUCCCAUCAUCUCAGAGUUUACCCACCUUUGUUUCUACCCCUACAGUCGUGGUCAAUGGUUUUGAGAAUGACACAAGUAUUGGUUUUCACAAAGUUAGCUGCUUCAGUGUUUUUAGAUAUUUUUGUCAGAUGUUACUAUGUUAUACUGAAGUAUAAUUACAAGCAUUCCACAAGUGUCAAAGGCUUGUAUUGACAAUUACAAAGAGUCAAUUUUUGCAGUGUUGACCCUUCUUUUUCAAGACCUCUGCAAUCCGCCCUGGCAUGCUGUCAAUUAACUUCUGGGUCACAUCCUGACUGAUGGCAGCCCAUUCUUGCAUAAUCAAUGCUUGGAGUUUGUCAGAAUUUAUGGGUUUUUGUUUGUCCACCUGCCUGUUGAGGAUUGACCACAAGUUCUCAAUGGGAUCAAGGUCUGGGGAGUUUCCUGGCCAUGGACCCAACAUUUCGAUGUUUUGUUCCCUGAGCCACUUAGUUAUCACUUUUGCCUUAUGGCAAGGUGCUCCAUCAUGCUGGAAAAGGCAUUGUUCGUCAUCAAACUGUUCUUGGAUGGUUGGGAGAAGUUGCUCUCGGAGGAUGUGUUUGUACCAUUCUUUAUUCAUGCUGUGUUCUUAGGCAAAAUUGUGAGUGAGCCCACUCCCUUGGCUGAGAAGCAACCACACACAUGAAUGGUCUCAGGAUGCUUUACUGUUGGCAUGACACAGGACUGAUGAUAGCGCUCACCUUGUCUUCUCUGGACAAGCUUUUUUCCGGAUGCCCCAAACAAUCGGAAAGGGGAUUCAUCAGAGAAAAUGACUUUACCCCAGUCCUCAGCAGUCCAAUCCCUGUACCUUUUGCAGAAUAUCAGUCUGUCCCUGAUGUUUUUCCUGGAGAGAAGUGGCUUCCUCGCUGCCCUUCUUGACACCAGGCCAUCCUCCAAAAGUAUUUGCCUCACUGUGCAUGCAGAUGCACUUAAACCUGCCUGCUGCCAUUCCUGAGCAAGCUCUGCACUGGUGGUGCCCCGAUCCCGCAGCUGAAUCUACUUUAGGAGACAGUCCUGGCGCUUGAUGGACUUUCUUGGGUGCCCUGAAGCCUUCUUCACAACAAUUGAACCUCUCUCCUUGAAGUUCUUGAUGAUCUGAUAAAUGGUUGAUUUAGGUGCAAUCUUACCAGCAGCAAUAUCCUUGCCUGUGAAGCCCUUUUUGUGCAAAGCAAUGAUGACGGCACGUGUUUCCUUGCAGGUAACCAUGGUUAACAGAGGAAGAACAAUGAUUUCAAGCACCACCCUCCUUUUAAAGCUUCCAGUCUGUUAUUCUAACUCAAUCAGCAUGACAGAGUGAUCUCCAGCCUUGUCCUCGUCAACACUCUCACCUGUGUUAACGAGAGAAUCACUGACAUGAUGUCAGCUGGUCCUUUUGUGGCAGGGCUGAAAUGCAGUGGAAAUGUUUUUGCGGGAUUAAGUUCAUUUUCAUGGCAAAGAGGGACUUUGCAAUUAAUUGCAAUUCAUCUGAUCACUCUUCAUAACAUUCUGGAGUAUAUGCAAAUUGCCAUCAUAAAAACUGAGGCAGCAGACUUUGUGAAAAUUAAUAUUUGUGUCAUUCUCAAAACCUUUGACCACGACUGUACAGCCCUGAUGUCCCUACUAAGAGAAGAUAGAGAAAGGUGUUUGCUGUCACUCCACCUGUAGUCUGCACAGUAGAAAAGCCAUACUCAAACUUGGAUCAUGUCUGGCCCUACUGUGUUUUCCCCUUGUCUUUCCUUCCCUCUGCUUCCUUCCACAACAGAUACACAGCAGUCGCCAUGCCCAUGCUGUACAACACACGCUACAGCUCCAGAAGACGAGUCACUGUUAUGAUCUCAGUGGUGUGGGUUCUGUCCUUUGCAAUAUCAUGCCCCCUGUUGUUUGGCCUAAAUAACACAGGUAAUAGCAGGAACUCAGUAUGACAAUGAUAGGUGAUACUAAACUGUAUGACUGCUGUGAAUGGGGUAAACAGUGUGGUGGUUAGUUUGAAUGCUCCUCUUUCAUACACAUAGUAUAUUCAUCCAAAAUGUUAUGUAUUUUGCACUGUAUUGACCAACUCAGUUGCCUUGUGGUUAGAGUGUCCACCCUGAGAUUGAAAGAUUGCGAGACCGAUCCUCGGCCGAGUCAUACCAAAGCCUGUAUAAAUGGUACCCGAUGCGUCUCAGCUUGGCACUCAGAAUUAAGGAGAUACAUUGGGGAUAAGGCUCUGCAAUAGACUAGCGUCCUGUCCAGGGGUCGUACUUCUACAUCAUGCUACAAAGAAUGGCUACUGCUCAAAUGAGCUGUUCCUGCUCGCUCGUGCAAGGCUCCUUAAUUACGUUUGAUAUGUAUUGUUUUCUGACCGGCGUGUCAUUUUGUUUUUCUCCCUAGCGACUCGCGACGAGUCCCUGUGCAUCAUCGCCAACCCGGCUUUUGUGGUGUACUCCUCCAUUGUGUCCUUCUACAUUCCCUUCAUCAUCACUCUGCUGGUCUACGUGCAGAUUUAUGUGGUGCUUCGCAAGCGGCGGAAACGGGUGAACACAAAGCGCUCGUGUCAAGGGACAGGCGACCACGACACAGUUGUCACGUUAAAGGUGACUAGGCUGCUAAUCAUGUUUUUCGUAAAUGAAGUGCUCAACACACUUAGUAGAGCCAAUUCAAUUAAAUCCAUUGUCAACAACGCGUCAUGUGUUUUUGGAGAAUGUAAUCAAACAUGAGGAAGCUAGAUAUUAUAGUGUUUGCUAUUCACAGACAUGAGAGGACAAACACAUAGAUAAUGAUUUUGUUGGAGGGUCCAACAAAAACACACGAGAUCGCAUUCUAGCCCGGAUUGAAAAGGGCAAACGCAAUUAUCCUAAGGCGUUUUAUUUGAGCGUAUUGAGAUUAUUAACAACAUAUUCUGAUGUAAUUGGUCAUUUCACAUGACAAAUCCCACUUGGCCAUGUUACAUUGGCCUACUAUAUUGGAAGGAGAGCUGAAAUGCAACAGUAAUUAUGCCUUUAAGUGACAUUUUCCUUUUCUGGAUAUUGAUUUGAAUUACAUUAAAGCGGAUCAAUACAGGAAAAGAAGCCGUGUUUCUCUCAGACCUCUGCAUUACUCAUGUACAUGCAUGCCUUUGUCUUGUUGUGGGGAAGGGAGAAAGAAGAGAAAAUACAUUCACAAAGUAUACUGUGAGUCAAUAAACCAUUUCUGAAACAAUAUUGUCAGUUUAACUCCGUGGACUUUUUAUUUCUGCCCUAUUGAGUGUUAUGGACGUAAUGAUUCGAAUGGGAAUCAAAUAACGGCGUACGCUCAAUAGAAUUACAGUUUGUUUGGUUUAUUGUUAAUUGUUCUUUAGAAUUGUGCCAUCUCAAAGAGCGACUCUGAGAACAUUUGGUGCCUGUGCAGUGACUGUGUGCCGGCUUCUCUCCCCUGUUGUUGUUUCAGGAGAAGUGCAGUCACCCAGGAGAUGUGAGCCUAUGCACUGUGAUUGUGAAACCUAAUGGGAGCUUUCCUGUCAACAAGAAAAAAGUGGUGUGUCAAGUAUUUGUUGUGCUAUUUUUACAGAGCAACUCUCAUAAGGCAGUCUUUACUUUUAAAGGCAGUUAACAAGGUGUCACCUCUAUUGUUCCCAUUUCUCCCCGUAAGCAAGAUAUAGAAGUUACUGCUGCAUUUACUACUACUACUACUACUACUACUACUACUACUACUACUACUACUACUACUACUACUACUACUAUAACAUCGUUGUUGAUCUCUGUCAGCAGAUCUUCAUCAAAGAGGUGGCCCACGAUGGGGAUGACAUGGAGUUGGACGAGAUGAUCAACUGCAACCCUCAGAAACAGAAGAAUGUGGACAAUGCCACCACCACGUCUGUCAGCCACCAGCUCCUCCCGCCAACCAAGGCCAACGUCAGCCUCACCUCCGUGCCCCCCUCCCUGCCUGAGGGCUCCCUUAAAGUGGAGAAGAACGGCGACUCGAAGGACAUACUGGCGGAAGUGCCCAAAGUCGCUAAAGCGUUUCAGACCGAGGCCUUACCCAACGGCAAAACACAGACGUCUAUCAAGCAGCAACCCACUCUCAUGAGUAAGAGGAAGAUCUCCCAACAGAAGGAAAAGAAAGCCACUCAAAUGUUAGCCAUAGUCCUGGGUAAGUUGUUAACGUGAAUAACACUUUGAAUGGGAUACAAAAAUUGGGGUAAAGUCUAUUUUACUUUCACACGUCAUAAACAAUAAGACAACUCAAUAAAAUGUAGUUGAUAUCUUUAUUUUACUAGCUGUAGUUUUCUGACGGCCUGUAUAGGUAUAUUAUAUUCCCUUAGUAAUCCUUAACUUGAAAAGAGCUUACAGGCAACCAGGCAGAAAAUGAUGCAUCAAAAGGAAACAGAUUUCAUUUUCAUCGAGGAGAAGGACAUUUGUAUAAAGUUUCACUUCAUAACAUGAUUCAAUGUCGACAUUCAUCCAGUAUCACGGUACUAGCUGGUUUCUCCGAUCUUUUCACAUUUUGUCUUCUCUCUCUCUCUUUAGGUGUAUUUAUCAUAUGCUGGCUACCUUUUUUCAUCACUCAUAUAUUGAACACCCACUGCACCACAUGCAAGGUUCCUGCAGAGAUGUAUAACGCUUUCACGUGGCUGGGGUAUGUGAACAGUGCUGUGAACCCCAUCAUAUACACCACUUUCAAUAUAGAGUUCAGAAAAGCUUUCAUCAAGAUCCUGCAUUGCUAAGGUUGGCAUUUGAGGAGGGAGCUGGAAUGGAGAAAAGCAUCACUUAUAGCCUACUAAAAUAUACCUCAUCCACGUGAGGACAGUGCACAUGACCAUAAGUUUCAGUGAUGAUCUUUGAGAAAUGGAGAGACUGAGUAAAUGCCACACAUGAAGACUUGGGGAUUUUUGUGGAUUAUUUUGUGGACUCAUGUUCUCUCACCUGAAUGUAUAUUGAGGAAUCAUGUCUUUAUCAAUUAACUGUUUAUUGGAAAUGUCAUAUUGGUCUUAACCAUCGUGCUUGUCACUAAAGAGCAAUCCAUGUAAGGAAAUUUAAAGAAAACACAAGAAGAUGUGUUUAAAAACACUAAAGCAAGCAACCUAUUUACUCUGUGUAUAUGAUGUCUUUUUGAUAAUGGCUGAAUCCCGCAAAGACCAACUAGAUAUCAACAAAUCAGUGUUCAUCUCAGUAUUAAACCUGAUAAUAUUAAACUGGUCAUCUAUGAGCUCUGCAGCUUUAAACCACCCACAGAAUGGAAUGUGUGUUACAUAGAGAUUAAACAUUUUGACUCAUGGUUUUCUCACUGGUCCACUUGGCAAGAGAGGCAGCCACAUACACUGCCUUGCAAAAGUAUUCAUCCCC